Messenger RNA from Mercurialis annua (annual mercury), 3151 nucleotides. RefSeq names its product phosphoinositide phospholipase C 1-like. The transcript is spliced from 7 exons. Gene Ontology annotation, molecular function: phosphatidylinositol-4,5-bisphosphate phospholipase C activity. The record is from RefSeq and is a predicted model, not a curated record. Gene Ontology annotation, biological process: lipid metabolic process; phosphatidylinositol-mediated signaling. Lineage: Eukaryota; Viridiplantae; Streptophyta; Magnoliopsida; Malpighiales; Euphorbiaceae.
UAAUCAAAAGGAAAUAAAAUAAAGUAUAGUUUCCGUUUAGUGACCUACAAAGUUUAACUGAAGAAUGUAUUGCCCUCGUUCGGAAAAAACUUCCACGAAAGGCAAAGGAUCCGGGAAGCUUAUCCAUCAAGAAUUCUUGAAACAGUUUCCUACAUGUUCUCACUUGGCAAGUUACUGAAUGUGCUUUAGGAAAUGAAUUUUUGAAGUGAAGAUUAUUCAUUUAUUUGCAUGCCUUUUGUGUUCUGCAACUCUUUGAUUUACUUGCUAAUUUCCAGAAUGAUCAUUUAUCAUCAGUUUUGUAUUAGCCAAUUCAAUCAAAUCAUCUGAUUACCAGGAAAAUAAGCAUUCAAGUUAUGUUGAUUCAGAGAAUGCCAAAAUUGAAAGGAAAAGUAGAAUCAAAACUAUUAAUUUAUUAUUUCAUACAAGUUCAGUCCAUUCAGACUUCUCAUGAGAUUAAUCAUUUUAGGGAACAACGUAUGUUUCCAGUGCAAGUCACUUGCAUGUACAUGCCUUCAGCUUAUCAAUUGAGUAUAUAAGAAAUGUGAAAUAUAUGUAGCUUUCUUAUAAUAUGUGCAUGGGUACAGAUUCUCUCUUUGGAUAGAGGUAAUUCCUGAGAAUUAAGUCUUGUUUUAUCUCCAUAUAAACAAGACAUAAGAGAAAACAUAAAAUAUUUACAUAUUAACACAUGAAAAAACAACAAUAAUAGUCUAGGUAGCACCACCACUUCAUUCCUUCAACAUGUCCCGUUUCAGAAACGUUUCAGACAUUUGACGUUUCAGAUAUGGAACUUCAUCAUUUUACAUAGAAAACCCUUAAAUAACACUGUUUCCCCGUGUCUGUGUCCGUGUCUGUAUCCGUGCUACCUAGAUAAUAGCUCAAGAGAUGUCCGACUCUAAGGGAGUGAGCAAAAACAAGUUCAUAUUCUGUUUUUGUUUCAGGAGAAUAUUCAAGGACAGGCUGCUUGAGCCUCCACAAGAUGUGAAAGACCUCUUCGAAGAAUACUCGCAGAACGGAAGCAUGUCCCAGGAGGAUCUGCUCAGGUUUUUAAUUGAGAGACAAGGCGAAACAGAUGCCAAACCUGAAGAUGCUCAGAUCAUCUUCAAUAGCCUCAAGCAUCUCAACAUCUUCCAAAGAAAGGGCCUCCACCUUGAAGCCUUCCUCCGAUAUCUCAUCGGAGACCUUAAUGUCGCUCUUUCUCCGUCUCCCAAGCUCCACGACAUGAAGGCACCAAUGUCUCAUUACUUCAUGUACACAAGCCAUAACACCUACUUGACUGGCAAUCAAGUCAGCAGUGACAGCAGUGCAGAACCCAUCAGAAAAGCUCUAAGACAAGGAGUCAGAGUCAUUGAAUUGGAUUUGUGGCCUAAUUCCAAGAAAGACAAUGUCGAAGUUCGCCAUGGAGGGACACUUACUGCACCGGUGGAUCUCAUCAAAUGUUUGCAUAUUAUUAAAGACAAUGCCUUCAUAGCAUCUGAAUAUCCUGUUGUGAUCACAUUUGAAGAUCAUUUAACUGCAGAUCUUCAGGCUAAAGUGGCCGAGAUGGUCAAGAAAACAUUUGGAGAUAUGCUUUUCGCUCCGAAAUCAGAUCAAAUGGACAAAUUUCCUUCACCAGAAGAAUUAAAGAAAAAGGUUUUGAUUUCAACUAAACCCCCGAAAGAGUAUCUUGUAGUUCAGAGUAACAAAGAGAAAGAAACUCACCGUAAGACACGAAAAUCAUCGAAGAUAGAACAUUCGGAUGAUGAGAAGGCAGGUUCAAUUCAAGAAUUGCAGAAUUCAAUUAAAGAUUAUUCUAAAUGCUCUCUAUGUUCUGUAUAAAUAAUUGCCUGCUCGGGCUUGGGUAAACAGCAGGAGCUAGGUGAGCAAGACCACGUUCCAGAGGAAGACGAAGAGAAGGCAUACUCUGGAUAUAGGAACAUUAUCGCCAUUCACGCAGGAAAGCCGAAAGGUUCAUCAGAAAACUGGCUAAGCAUUGAUCCAAACAAAGUUAGACGUCUGAGUCUGAGCGAGCAAGAGCAUGAGAAUGCUGCAAGAACACAGGGAGAAGAUAUAAUCAGGUUCACUCAGCGAAAUUUCCUCAGGGUUUACCCGAAAGGAAUUCGACUUGAUUCGUCUAAUUAUAAUCCAUUUGUCGGGUGGAAGCAUGGAGCUCAAAUGGUCGCAUUUAAUAUGCAGGGGUAUGGGAAGCAGCUUUGGAUUAUGCAGGGAAUGUUUAAAGCUAAUGGUGGCCGUGGUUAUCUGAAAAAGCCUAACUUCUUGUUGGAACCUCAUUGUCAUCCCACGACGAAGAUUCUGAAGGUGAAAGUGUACAUGGGGGAAGGGUGGGACUUGGAUUUUCACCGCACGCAUUUUGAUCUAUGCUCGCCGCCUGACUUCUAUGUCAAGAUUUCGGUUGCUGGGGUGGCAGCAGAUAAGGCUAAGCGGAGAACAAGAGUAAUUGAAGAUGACUGGUUCCCAGAAUGGAAUGAGGAAUUUGUGUUCCCACUCAGCUGUUAUGAAUUAGCUCUUCUACGGAUUCAAGUGUACGAGUAUGACCCAUCAGCAAAACCUGACUUCGGAGGCCAAACUUGUUUACCUGUCUCAGAGAUCAGAACUGGGAUUCGAUCACUUCCAUUACACGAUCGUAAAGGAGUACAGUUUAAGCAUGUAAGGCUGCUCAUCAAGUUUGAGUUUCUUUGAUCUUGAGCUAAUGCUCCAUAUAUUAUGGAGCACGAGUAGUUAUUCCACGUAACGGGUGAACCACAUCAUAUUUACGACAAGUUAAUGAAUGUUUGCAAUAUUGGAAUAUUCAAUUAAGCAUGUAAGGCUUCUUGGUAUUACUUUAUCAUAUCCACACUCUGCAUCAACUAGGUAGCAUGGACACGGACACGAGCAUACGGGACACUUGGACAUGGACACGGCGAACCGGUGUAAUUUUAAAGUUUUCUAUGUAAGAAAUGAAGUUUCGUGUCCUAAAUGUCAAGUAUCAGAAACGUUUCCGAAACGGGACACGCUGAUUGAAUGAAGUGUCUGUGCUACCUCAACUAUUUGAUUCUCUUCUGUUUCAAUGAUUUCUUUUCCAAAAGUUCAAAAAUCUCAUGCUGAUGUUGUACUUAACUUGACAAUUAAACACAGAUUAAAAAUUAAAUCUGUGACCAAAUAAUUUGGACUUUUA